AUAAAAUAAUACCCGCCAAGAUGUCUCUAACGGUAAAGAUUUUGCAGUUUCAGCUGCCGAAAGCUAAAUCAAAUUUAAUAGCACGCGUCGAGUUUCGAGGUGUUUCCCAUAUAACAUCGGAGCUCAAUGCGGAUUCUCCCAUUGUUGAAGUUAAUCAGUCUUUUAUUUGGCCGCUGGCACGGCCGGCCACCGAUGAAGAGCCACUCAUCGUUGAGUUGCGCACACAAACCACAAAGACUUUGCUACGCACUGGACUCAGUCAUGCCUCGGGCGGUUUGGUGGGUGGAAGAGGUAGCGGCAGCAGCGGUGGAAGUAUGAGUGGCAUCAUCAGUAGUAGCAGCAAAUGUGUUGGUCAAUACAUUGUUUUGAUGCAAGGUCUUAUCAGCAGUGGUUACAUACACAUUGAAGACCAAAUGGUGGAUAUAUCAUCAAAUAAGCCAAUACAGGCACUUGUUGUAUUCGAAGCGAGAUACACAUCGCCUGACAAUGCUGCUGGCAACUUUGAGCCGACCAAUCUGGUGCGACCCAUACAGGAGCAGCACAAUAUUAGCUGCAGCAGCCACAGUUUGGACGAUGAUCAACAGAUGCUUCUUGACAUCGAGCAGAACAUAGCUAAUCUGGAGCGCAGUUUGAAUCGAGAAUCGAAUGUGCAUGCCACUACCGGCGCUGGCAAUGCCUCCAGCGGCAGUGAGUCGCAUGGCACACAAAAGAAAAGGCAUUUGCUACGACGUGUUAUGACUGCCGCCCAACACAGCACAACAAGCGUCUCGUCAAGCCGUCAAAGAAUCGAAUUGAAAUUUGAUAAAUUUGGCAAAUCACCCACGACAGGGCGCAGCGGCAGCGUGACCACCCUAUUAACUACCACAAACAACGCAAACACUAAUGGUGAUGCCAUCACCACUACCACCGAAGCGGCGGGUAGUGCUCUAGCCGCUGCCAUGCGACCAACAGAUAGCCCACAGCCUAAGGAGAAGAAGCUUUCUAUGCGUACUGUGCGUAAUAUAAUGCGUCUGGGUCGUGGUAGACAAACGUCGCAGUCGCGUGAUAGCAGCACCGAGGAUGAAGGCAGAUCGCCGUUGAUUUUUGAGCCUGACGCCGCACUGACCACAGCCACUUCGGCUACCGAGGCUGAAACAGACGAUGCGCCGCACACACGCAGGCAAAUCGUCGAUGGCAGAUGCGGAGGGGGUAUGCUGCUUAACGUAGCGGGUGCUGACAGUGGCCAAUCGAAUCAGUCAAGCGAUAUGGAGGAGCAACAACAACAACAACACUAUGACAAGGGCAAAAUGAUAAAAUCAAUGACGCGCGCUUCAGACCACUUAAAGUCGCAGGACUUUCAGGUUUGCAUCACAGUCAUUGAAGCACGCCAACUACCAGGUCUCAAUAUGGAUCCAGUGGUAUGCAUUCAAGUGGGCGAUCAAAAGAAAUAUACAAGCGUUAAGGAGAGCACCAAUUGUCCUUACUACAAUGAGUAUUUUGUUUUUGACUUUCACAUGCCGCCGGUGAUGCUUUUUGAUAAAAUUAUAACUUUGUCGGUUAUACAAGCACGGAAAUUUUUGCGUUCCGGUACACUCGUGGGUUCCUUCAAGAUUGACUUAUCUACGGUCUACGAUGCACCGGAUCAUCAAUUUUACCAUAAAUGGGCAUUACUCACCGAUCCAGAUGAUUUCUAUAGCGGACCGAAGGGUUAUUUGAAAUGUGAUAUUGGCAUUAUUGGUAAAGGUGAUACCGUGAAGGUGCCUCAAAAAUCCGAAAAGGAUCCUGACGACAUCGAAGCUAAUUUACUGCUACCUGUUGGCGUACCGAUCGAGCGUCAACGUGCAAAGUUUAUUGUGAAGGUAUAUAGAGCCGAUGGUUUACCCCGAAUGAAUUCUUCGCUAAUGGCUAAUGUGAAAAAAGCAUUUACGGGUGAGUCGAAAGAUUUGGUGAGCCCCUACGUACAGGUCUCCUUCGCAGGUCUAAUGGGUAAGACCACAGUUAAGAAGAACGCGUACGCUCCGGUUUGGAAUGAACAAUUGGUAUUUACGGAAAUGUUUCCACCGUUGUGCCAGCGUAUUAAGAUUCAAUUACGCGACGCGGACCCCAUGAAACCCGCAAUUAUAGGUACAUAUUACAUUGAUCUAAAACAAAUCUCAAAUGAUGGCGAUCGAGGUUUCCUGCCAACUUUCGGGCCAUCGUUUAUACAUCUUUAUGGUUCUACGCGUGACUACACGCUGCUCGAUCAACACUCGAAUCUAAAUACUGGCUUGGGCGAAGGCGUUAGCUAUCGCGCCCGUCUCUUACUCGCUAUACGCACUGAAAUUACCGACAACAUAGAAAUCGCUACAGAGAAAAAUGUUGAACUUGAGCCAGCAUAUCCGAUUUCGGAGUCCUCAUACUCACGUAAUGAGGAAUUUUUUCUCUUCGGUUCUAUAAUUGAAGCAUCAAUGUUGGAUAAGAAAGUCAGUGAUAAGACGGUGUUUUUUGAGCUUAGUAUGGGCAAUGCAGGUAAUUCACUGGACGGGCAUAAUGAGAGUUUCUCAACUGCUACGGAGGACGGAGAGGAUGGCUGUGUGCUGGAAACGGUGGAUACAACUUCGUUUAGUAGCGUCACCAACGCAUGUAAGCCAAUCAGUCAUGAUAAAUCACAUUACUAUCUGCCCUACUGGGACUAUAAGCCAUGCAUGGACGUGAGGUGCACGUUACCGGACUUAAGACGACGCAUGUACAACAGUAAUAUGUUAGCAAAAAUGUCGGAGAAAUUGGAGGAGGGCUUGUCAAAAACCAGCAAACUGAUUGAAGAGGAAGACGUCAAGGCAGAAGUACGUCUACGCUCCACACUUGAAGAUCUUGCAUCAGCAUGCACGCGGUAUUUAAGCAUAACUAAAGCCAAUGCCCUUGGACCGGGUAGCGGUAAAACGAAAUUGGACAAAGAACGUAUAAAACUCUGCCAAAGUGAAAUUGAAACUCUGGGUAACUUAGCUCGUAAUCUCCGAGCGCUGGUUACGCGUAGCUCUCUUAAAGAGCGUUUCAAAACUGCACAGACGUUUCAGCAAAAACUCAAAUUUCUUAUUGAUGAUCCGCAACACUCUCUGCCGGAUAUUUUCAUUUGGCUCAUCGCUAAUGGUAAACGUUAUGCGUAUCAUCGCAUGUCCGCACGUGAGUUGAUUUACUCCAAUAUUGAAGAGGAGUGUGGUGUGCAUUGCGCGAAGACCCAGACCAUAUUCUUGAGGCUACCGGGAAACCAGGCGAUAGGCCCAGCAAGUUGGUUCAUACAGGCCAAACUUUCUAUUUACUUGUGGUUGGGAGUUGUGGGGCACAAGGGACAUUUUUUCGACGGUUUACCAAUCGGCUAUGAUCUCUCGCAUGAGCUACGGAAUGCUGAGAGGCCUGGCGCCAUGGCGCCAAACAAUAUACAUUAUCUUGAGAAAUCUACUUUUCAAUUGCGUGCACACAUUUAUCAAGCUCGCUCGCUAAUUGGUUCUGAUGCGUCGGGUCUCAGCGACCCCUAUGCCACUGUUUACAUUACUGAAUUCGCUAAAACCACUCAAGUGAUCGAGGAGACCUUGAGUCCAACAUGGGAUGAGUUACUGGUGUUUGAUGAAAUUUUAGUUUUUGGCACGAAAGAUGAGAUAAAAAAAGAUCCACCCACUAUUAUAAUUGAAAUAUACGAUCAAGAUAAAGUUGGCAAAUCGGAAUUCAUUGGCCGUGCCAUCGCGAAACCACGUGUGAAACUACGGGAGAACGCCUAUACGACACCAACUCUGGAAUGGUUUGAUAUUGUACGUGGGCAUGAGAAUGCCGGUGAAUUGUUGGCCGCAUUUGAAAUGCUUGAAAUCGGCUCCUCCGAUAUACCACGACUGACGGAACCUAAACAACUACCGAUUAGCCAAUUGGAAAAGGCCAAAGAUAAAAAUGUACCUCCACCACCGGGCACAAUUCUGCCAGUGCCAAAAGAAGUCCGCCCGCAUUUGGCGAAAUUCAAACUGGAAGUACUAUUUUGGGGCUUGCGCGAUUUGAAGCGUGUGCACUUGAUGUCUGUCGAUAAGCCACGUAUCGAUGUUGAAUGUUCGGGCAAGAUAUUGAGCUCAAAUAUUAUACAAAAUGCAAAAAAGAAUCCGAAUUUCCCCAGCAUGCUGAAAUCUAUAGAAUUGGAGUUACCUUUAGAGGAAACUUAUGCACCGCCAAUAACUAUACGUUGCGUUGACUGUCGGUCAUUUGGCCGAUAUACUUUGGUGGGCACUCAUCAAAUCACCUCCAUACACCGAUAUAUCUAUAAACCGCCUCCGAAGGAGGACAUAACCAAGUACAAAACUAUGGGCGGACAGAUUAUUCUCUCCGCACCACUGAAUGAAGAGGGACUGAGUAAUCUCGUGGAUGGAUUCAACAUGCAAGCUCUGAUUGCAGCAAACGCACAGCAAGCAAACAUGAAAGACUUCUAUGGAAAUCGUCGUUCGUCUUGUGAUCAGUUUACACUCUACGGUGCAGCAUGCGUCACGAAGCUCGCCAAGAAGCAAACGUCAAAGAAAAGAUCGGCUCAAAUGAACAAUAUUAAUGACAUAAUGAUCGAACAGGAUCACGACGAUGAGUUAAGUCGGGAUUGGUGGACAAAGUAUUUUUACUCUUACGAGCGACUAAUUGAUUUAACGAAAACAGAGAAAACGCAAACCUCCGAAAAAUUUCUCACCCCGCCGCCAAAUUCUACAACUACAAAUGUGCAAAAAUUCGGCUUAAAGGGAGCCAAGUUAGUGCAAAAAUUGAGUCCGAAAGGAAUGAGCGGAAUUGCACGUGGAAAGCAGGAACCCAACAGCGAAAAGGUAUCACCUAACCAACUAACCAAUAAGAACAAUAUGAAUUCAACGGCGGUGUGUCAGAUCUAUCCCAACGAACUUGAGUCCCAAACGGAGUAUAAUUACUUCCGAGAGUGGCUGCAUUCCUUUCCACUUUAUCGAGGGAAGAAAACCGGUGAUUCCGCCGAAGACGAUAAUCGCACCGUUGGCUUCUUUAAAGGAGCCAUCAAAGUUUACAAAUUACCACCACCAAAAGGCACUGAAUUGCCUAUACAUAACCUACCCGCUAACGAUCCACUCCACGUACUGGUACGUAUCUAUAUAAUUAAAGGUACGGACUUGCAUCCGAUGGACUUGAAUGGCAAAGCGGAUCCAUAUGUUGUGCUACAAUUGGGUAACAAGAGAAUAUCGGAUAAGGAGAAUUACGUUAGCAAACAACUAAAUCCGAUAUUCGGUAAAUGUUUCGAGGUGGAAGCGACCUUCCCACAGGAUUCUAUGCUGACCGUUCAAAUACUAGAUUGGGAUUUGGUGGGUUCUGAUGAUUUGAUUGGUGAAACGCGAAUUGAUUUGGAGAAUCGCUAUUACAGCAAACAUCGAGCAACCUGUGGAAUUUCUCUGAGAUAUGAAGUUUGUGGCUACAAUCAGUGGCGUGAUCCAAUGAAACCUACGCAGAUUCUAUCUAAACUUUGUAAGGAAAACAAAUUAGAUACGCCACAUUAUUUUCAAGAUCGAGUAGCGAUCGGCAAAUACUGCAUGACCUUCUCAGAUGAAGAAGUAAUAGCAUGGAAUGGACCAACCACCUGCCGUAAUCGUGAUGAGCAUCUGGCGCUGGCCGUCUUGCAUAGAUGGAGUGAAAUACCCAAAGUGGGCUGCAGGAUUGUGCCCGAGCACAUUGAAUCGCGUCCACUGUACAACCCCGAAAAACCUGGCAUUGAACAGGGGAAAAUUGAAAUGUGGGUUGAUAUGUUCCCCAUGGAUAUGCCACUACCGGGCCCUCCAGUUGAUAUAUCACCUAGAAAACCGAAGGAGUAUGAGUUGCGUGUAGUUAUAUGGAACACCGAUGACGUAGUAUUAGAAGACGAUGCAUUCUUUACUGGCGAAAAGAUGUCUGAUAUCUAUGUUAAAGGUUGGCUGACGGGACCUCAAGAUAUGCAAUCGACAGACAUUCAUUAUCGCUCGCUUACCGGUGAGGGUAAUUUUAACUGGCGUUUCAUCUUUCCCUUUGAGUAUUUGGCGGCAGAGGAGCGUAUUGUGCUUUCCAGACGCGAAUCACUAUUCAGUUGGGAUGAGACAGAAGUAAAAAUACCAGCGCGUCUGGAAUUACAAGUGUGGGAUGCUGAUCAUUUCUCAGCGGAUGACUUUCUUGGCGCGAUUUCUUUCAAUCUGAAUCGUUUUCCACGUGGAGCGAAAACUUCAAAACUCUGCACAUUAAAUAUGCUCAAAUCAGAUACUAACUUGCCAACUGUUAAUAUUUUCAAACAAAAGCGGGUACGAGGUUGGUGGCCAUUUUAUGUGAAGAAGCAAAAUGAAGAAAUGGAGUUAACUGGCAAAGUGGAAGCUGAGUUUCAUUUAUUAACAAAAGAAGAAGCCGAACAAAAUCCGGCUGGAUAUGGACGUAGUGAACCCGAUCCACUAGAGAAACCAAACCGUCCGGAUGCCUCAUUCAUGUGGUUCCUAAACCCACUCAAAUCCAUACGCUACAUUGUCUGGCAUAACUACAAGUGGGCUAUACUGAAAGCGUUGCUUAUUUGUGCAAUCUGUUUCUUCUUCAUACUCUUCGUUUAUUCUGUUCCUGGAUAUUCGGUCAAACGAUUACUCGGUGCAUAAGCUCAGUAAAAUACAUAUUGAUGGAAGUCAUCAGAGACCAAAAAGUAUUUUAUUACAGACAUAUUACAUUAUAUUAAUUCUGUUCGUUGCUCACAUGGGCAGUAACAAUUUUUGCCAAACUUUACCAGAGCAUGUUCGUUGAGCCGAAAAUUGAAUUUUUAUCAACAAACUAAAAUUUAUUCAAAAUGAAAUUAAUAUUAACUAAGAACCCAAAUGUAAUUUUUUAAAACAAAUUUAAUACUAUCGACGAUUAAAUAGUUAAGGUACUCAUUAAAUGAGAAUAAUGUGGCAAUAGAGCAGAAUCAUCAUCGCCCGCAUAUCACCCAGCUUGCGUUGAUAAAUUAGAAGUUAGGAAGGUAUAGAAUUUAAAUAUAUUAUUAUUUUUUGUACAGCACAAGUUUAUUUUGGUAUUCUAGAAUGUACUAGAAGGCAGUGUCGACCGAAUGAGCUGCAAUACAUUACCGGUCACAAUGGCGAUAAAUGCAUUUUUAAGCUUCCGGAUGCGAUAACGAUGCUUAAAACGCAAUAUUACUGGCGCUUAGAAGGAAAAAUAAUUCCAAGCUCUAGUUUUCCAUCUUCUUCCUUUCAGAGAACUAUUAGAAAAAUCGCAUUGGUAUCUAUAUCGUUUUACGGCUACAAAACAUGUUUAACUUCUUAGUUGAGUUAAAGCGACUGCUGGUCAACCCCAGCACACUUAAGCCAAUAGACCCAUUGCGAUACCGCUGAGCCUCCUGCCUUCACCUCCUCAAGGCGGAUGUCAAGGCUGGGCAGUGGCAGAGGUAGUGCUCGAUAGCCUCCUCCUCUUCUUUGUCCCUACAGCCGCGGCAGAAGUCGUUAGAGUAAAAGCCCAUCCUAAUCCAGUGAAGCCCCAUUAAAUAGUGUCCAGUUAUUAAACCCAUCGCUAUGCUAAUGUAGAACUCAUUCAACUAUCGUGAGUCAGCUUUCCUGAUGAAGGCCAGUUUAAUCAUGUACUUAGCCGUGGACAGAUCAUAGAUAGAAAGUUUCCUUCCCUUGCUAGUUCGUCUGCCAUGCAAUUGCCUGGGAUGUUCCUAUGUACAGGUACCUAGCCCACGGAAGUAGUGUACUUCGUUGAGAGUUUGUUGAGAGUUUUUCUACAGUUUAUGGCCACAUUUUCUACAGAUCUGAUUGCAGCCUGACUGAAGGAGUAUAUUGUUACCGAUUGUCCUGCUGCCGAUGAUUUGAGCAACCAUUGUGCUGCCUCCAUGAUUGCGCAGAGUUCCGCCUGGAAAGCGCUGCAAUACUCAUGCUUACUGUAAGCACGGAAGAAUAAAUUCCGAAACCCACACUCCCACCGAGCUUUAAGCCAUCUGUGAAGACGGCUAUUGCUCCCUGGUCGGGGACAUUGGUGUUUUCUUAGACGCAUCUGUUUGGGAUUCUCGUGGAGAAGAAAUUAUCGAAGCAUACACUGGAGGUGGUGUAGUUCAGCUCCUUUGGCACUUCUUCUUAUUGCGUUGCAACCCGCUUGUAGUUUCUCGUAUGCGUCCAGAGGACCUAAUUUGCUCCUGAAGGUGAUUUUAUCGAGGACCGGCUACCAGACGGUGACCACGUAGAAUAAGAUUGGUCUAACUACCAAUGUGUAUAUCCAAUGCACGAUACUCGGUCUUAAGCCCCAUCUCUUUCCUAUCGCCGUUUUACAGGCGUAAAAUGUCAUUAUAGCUUUCCUUGAUCUUUCUGCCGUGUCCGGCUCAAAUUUAGUUUGUUAUCUGAGACUAUCCCAAGGUAUUUAACUUCGGGAGAAGGUAAUCUCCACGCCCCUUAGUUUGGGUGGUUUAAAGGCAUGCGGUUUGUACCUCCUAGUAAAUAGCACCAUCUCGAUUUUAUCAGGGUUCACGUCCAGCCUGCUAUCUCUGCAUCAUCUCUCAACUUUACAAACAGCAUUUUGGAAUAAAUCCCUUAAAGUUGGUAGGUGUUUGCCUGCCGCUGUAGUAGUUUCCUAAUCAGCGUGUUCGCUGUUAAGCACCACAGCAGUGGCAAUAAAACUUGAGGGGUGCCACUCGCUGUGUGUCUGGUGUCCAUCUCUGCGAAGAUGAUCCUAUUCCUCAGAAGCGACACUACGAGAUUCACUAUGGGUUGUUGAAGACCCAUUUCCUGAGAAGCCUCUAUUACGAAGGCAGGGAGAAUGUUAUUGAAAGCCCCCUCGAUAUCGUGGAAAAUGACUAGUGUAUACUUUUUCACGGCAAGUCCUUUAUCGAUGCUCUAACUUCGUAGUAGCUAAAAUACAAUUAAUAAAUAAAAAAUGCCAACUAAUUGCCAAUUUUAUUAACAGUUAAUAGCUCCGUUCGAUGAGAAGUGUCAGUAAGAAUUAAUCAAUAACGAAAUGUCAAAAUUGUGCUCUCUCGGUGUAAAUUUAAUUGGCUUUUUGUCUCAUCAAAUGCAAUUCGGUAAAAAAUGGCAAAAAUUGUUGCUGCCCAUCAGCUCACCGAACAGCACUGAUGUGAGGUCUGUUAUACUAGUCUUUAAAUUUAGUUUUACCCACAUUAUUACCUUUUUACAUACAUACUUACCUGGAUGAACUCAAUCCAUUACAAAUUGAAAUUAUCUAACAGUGUGUCUAAUGCAAAAGUGAUUAUGCGUGAAUGGUACGACGUACCUGAUUUUACUUGUAGUGCAAUCAUAUCAGUAAAAUUAGUUAGUGGAAAUUGUAGAAUAUCUUAUGAAAAAUGUGUCAGGACUAUGCAAGUAGUUGAACUAAAGUGCAAAAGGUUUGAAAAUAUUGUAUUAGCAGACAGAAAUAUAGCGAAUAUAUUUUAUGAAGCAGUAUGUGGGGGCUAAGUAAGAACAAAAAAACAAAAAAUUAAUAAAAAAGUAUUGAAAAUAAAAUAAUUACAGAUAUAGUUCAAACCGAAACUAUGUGAGUUGUAUUUACGAAUUUUACAGCAAAUUAGCUACAAUUUACCCUAAAACAAUCAUAUACAUGAAUGCAUACAUAUUUACAAUCAUACAAAUGUACGUACUACUUGCGAAUUGUGCUCUAUUUUACAAAUUGUAAGGCGUAUGAAUAACAAUUAAAAAUAGUACUUAAUGUUCUUGCUCUUAAAAAAACUUAAAUCAAAAAAAAGAAUUAA
Molecule: messenger RNA, 9682 nt
Organism: Ceratitis capitata (Mediterranean fruit fly)
Lineage: Eukaryota; Metazoa; Arthropoda; Insecta; Diptera; Tephritidae
Product: otoferlin
Exons: 25
Coding region: 21-6596 (2191 amino acids)
Biological process (GO): plasma membrane organization
Cellular component (GO): membrane
Source: RefSeq, a predicted model, not a curated record